Messenger RNA from Blepharisma stoltei, 1005 nucleotides. NCBI's taxonomy places the organism in Eukaryota, Ciliophora, Heterotrichea, Heterotrichida, Blepharismidae. The record is from the annotation of a GenBank genome assembly.
AUGAGCAUAAAUACUUCAGAAAUCCAAAGAUUUUCAAAGGGACUUCCUCCCACUCCAUAAGAAAAAAAAAUUUGCCAGCCCAUUUUUUAAAUAUUUUUUUGUGUUGGUUAUGGGACAAAAUUAAAAUUUAAACUAAUAAAAUUAUUGUUUUAAAAUGCAAGCUGCCUAAAUUUGAUAGAAUAAGCUAGAUUUUUCAUCAUAAUAUACUUAAAUGUUAAAUUAUUUAUGGGGUUUGACCCUUAAUAGCCUGAUAAGGGCAGAUGAUUCCCCGCUGAUCAUCGAGUUGGUCCAACCAACAAGUGAUUUGGUCCGACCAACGCACUAAGUUGGUUGGACCAACUCGAUAAUUCCGCAGGGAAUCAUCUACCCUUAUCGAGCUGUUAAGGGUCAAACCCUAUAUAAAAAUUUCUUAUAUAAUAAAACAAAUUUUUUUUGCUGCUCAGAGGUUUAGCAUGUUAAUUUUUAUUUUUUUUUGCUUGUUAACAGAGGAAUGACUUAGCAUCUUUUGAAAUCUCAGAGCUGGAUUUAUUAUAUAAGAAAAAACCAAGAAUAAUGCCUUUGGUUAAAUUCCACAUAAAGAACGAAGAUAUUUCAAAAUACUAUGAAAAUCAAUUGAAAAUUCAAACCAAAGUCAAAAAAAUUUUCCAUGACCAAGAAUUAAAAGAGGACAACAGUUGCUAUAAAACUUCGAAAUUAUCAAAAAUAAAUAGCUUUGAAAGGAGCCAAAACAAGUUAAAAAGGAACAAUUUUUAUCACAAAAUUAAAGUUUCUUGCAAAAGCAACAUAAAUUUGCCUCCAAUUAAGAAAAAAUAUGAAAAUGUGCCUGAGGUAAGCUUUAAAUGUGCAUCUUUAUUGGAGUUAUUAAGCCCUUAUUCACUAAAAAGUAUAGAUUUGAGAAGAAAUAAAAAUAAGCUUAUUGGGCUUAAGAGUGCAAAAUAUAUCAAAAUGAAAUCUCAAGAGCUUAAAAAUGAAAGCAUUGAUUCACCUGAUUAUUUAAGCAGUUAA